Messenger RNA from Lipotes vexillifer (Yangtze River dolphin), 297 nucleotides. RefSeq names its product late cornified envelope like proline rich 1 (gene LELP1). NCBI's taxonomy places the organism in Eukaryota, Metazoa, Chordata, Mammalia, Artiodactyla, Lipotidae. The record is from RefSeq and is a predicted model, not a curated record.
AUGUCGAGUGAUGAUAAAAACAAGCCCAGUGAACCCAAGAAUGAGCCCAAGCAAUGUGAUCCCAGGUGUGAACAAAGGUGUGAGACUAAAUGCCAGCCCAGCUGUUUAAAGAAGCUGCUGCAACGGUGCUCUGAAAAGUACCCACAGGAAAAGUUCCCAGCACCACCAAAGUGCCCGUGUCCCCCAUGCCCCCCACUGUGCCCUCCACCAUGCCCCUGCCCAGCUCCCUGCCCUCCCAAGCCAUGUUCCAAGCCCUGUCCUCCUAAAUGCCCACUGCCCUGCCCACCCCCAGAGUGA